AUCAGAGACAUUGAGAGGCAAAAUCGGAAAAAAGAAAAUAUUCGUCUUUUGGGAGAACAGAUUCUUCUGACUGAGCAACUUGAAGCAGAAAGAGAGAAGAUGGUGUUGGCAAAAGGAUCUCAAAAAACGUGACUUGAAAUGCGUGUGAGAUAUUGAUGGAACAGACAGCGUUAAGUGUGUGUGAGUGUUGAUGGAGAACAGCUUAGUGCGAUCUUCAGCCUUUUUGUGGUCACCGUCCUUUUAAACUUGAUCAGAAAAAGGACGAUGGAUCGUAUAUUCUAAAUAAUUGCUUUAAGUGCCCCUUGUGUCUGAGUAGAGUCAGGCAGACGCUCUUCUGAGAGUGUGUUUGUGUGGUCAGCAAGGAGCCCCUUCAAGCUUAGUGUCCAGAAACUGGGAUUGUUCCCAAGAGCACUGAACCUGCAAGCCGGGAGGGAUGGAGAGUAACAUCCAUCUGAGCAGUUUGAUCAGUCGGCACGACGAUGAAGCCACAAGAACGUCCACCUCGGAGGGGCUGGAGGAGGGGGAGGUGGAGGGGGAGACUCUGCUGAUCGUCGAGUCAGAGGACCAGGCGUCUGUGGACUUGUCUCACGACCAGAGCGGGGACUCCCUAAACAGUGAUGAAGGGGACGUGUCGUGGAUGGAGGAGCAGCUGUCCUACUUCUGCGACAAGUGCCAGAAGUGGAUCCCAGCCAGUCAGCUGAGGGAACAGCUCAGUUACCUUAAGGGUGAUAAUUUUUUUAGGUUUACUUGUUCUGAUUGCUCUGAAGAUGGCAAGGAGCAGUAUGAGCGGCUGAAGCUGACAUGGCAGCAAGUGGUCAUGCUGGCGAUGUACAACUUGUCCCUGGAAGGUAGUGGGCGUCAGGGCUAUUUCCGGUGGAAAGAAGACAUCUGCGCUUUCAUUGAGAAACAUUGGACUUUUUUGCUUGGGAAUAGGAAAAAGACCUCCACCUGGUGGAGCACGGUGGCGGGCUGCCUUAGCGUGGGGAGCCCCACGUACUUCCGCUCAGGAGCUCAGGAAUUUGGAGAACCGGGAUGGUGGAAGCUCGUCCACAACAGGCCCCCUACCCUGAAACCCGAGGGAGAGAAGCUGUCCAUCUCCACUCUGAAAGUGAAAGCAGCCUCGAAACCAACUUUAGAUCCCAUCAUUACUGUCGAGGGACUUAGAAAGCGGGUGAGUCGGAAUCCUGUGGAAUCUGCCAUGGAAUUGAAAGAGAAAAGGUCUCGCACUCAGGAAGCGAAGGACAUCCGGAGAGCCCAGAAAGAGGCGGCUGGCUUUCUUGACCGCAGCACCUCCUCGACGCCUGUGAAGUUCAUCAGCCGAGGACGUAGGCCGGAUGUGAUUCUGGAAAAAGGAGAAGUGAUCGACUUCUCGUCCCUGAGCUCCUCCGACCGCACCCCGCUGACAAGCCCAUCUCCUUCCCCGUCUCUGGAUUUCUCUGCCCCUGGGACCCCUGCCUCUCACUCAGCCACGCCCAGCCUGCUCUCAGAAGCCGAUCUGAUUCCAGACGUGAUGCCGCCACAAGCCUUGUUUCACGAUGACGAUGAGAUGGAAGGCGAUGGUGUCAUCGACCCUGGGAUGGAGUACCUCCCACCCCCUCCCGGCUCGGCUGCCUCGGGGCCAGGGGUUGGAGGCAGGAAGAAGGUCAGAGCCCCUGAGCAGAUCAAGCAGGAGGUGGAGAGUGAGGAGGAGAAGCCCGACAGGAUGGACAUCGACAGCGAGGACACAGACUCCAACACGUCCUUGCAAACAAGGGCUCGAGAGAAAAGGAAGCCCGUGCUGGAGAAGGACCGGAAGCCCAAAGGGCCCAGGUUCACCCCUGUGAGCAUCUACGAGGAGAAGCUGCUCCUCAAGCGGCUGGAAGCCUGUCCUGGGGCCGUGGCCAUGACCCCGGAGGCCCGGCGGCUGAAGCGGAAGCUGAUUGUCCGGCAGGCGAAGAGGGACCGGGGGCUGCCGCUCUUUGACCUGGAUCAGGUUGUGAAUGCCGCGCUUCUGUUAGUGGACGGGAUUUAUGGGGCCAAAGAAGGAGUUUCCAGGCUUCCAACUGGACAAGCCAUGUAUAGGACGACCUGUCAGGACUUCAGAAUCCUUGACCGGUACCAGACUGCCUUGCCAUCCAGGAAAGGAUUUCGGCACCAGACCACGAAGUUUUUGUACCGUUUGGUGGGGUCGGAAGAUAUGGCUGUGGACCAGAGCAUUGUCAGCCCUUACACUUCUCGGAUCCUAAAGCCUUACAUCAGGCGUGAUUAUGAAACAAAGCCACCCAAACUGCAGCUGCUGUCCCAGAUUCGUUCCCACCUGCACAGGAGUGACCCUCACUGGACGCCAGAGCCGGACGCACCUCUUGAUUACUGCUAUGUCCGGCCAAAUCACAUCCCGACGAUAAACUCCAUGUGUCAGGAGUUUUUCUGGCCUGGUGUUGACCUGUCCGAGUGCCUGCAGUACCCGGACUUCAGUGUCGUCGUCCUCUAUAAGAAAGUCAUCAUUGCCUUUGGCUUCAUGGUCCCCGAUGUGAAGUACAACGAAGCGUACAUUUCAUUUCUGUUUGUCCAUCCUGAGUGGAGAAGAGCAGGGAUUGCAACUUUCAUGAUUUAUCAUCUGAUUCAGACCUGCAUGGGCAAGGACGUAACCCUUCACGUCUCAGCGAGCAACCCUGCUAUGCUGCUCUACCAGAAGUUUGGAUUCAAGACUGAAGAAUAUGUUUUAGAUUUUUACGAUAAAUAUUACCCCUUGGAGAGCGCGGAGUGUAAACACGCGUUCUUCCUGCGGCUGCGACGCUGAUGUGAGUGCACCUCUUCACAGAGGGCACACAUGCUCGCAGAGAAGGGCCGUCAGUAGACCCCCAGCAGCAGGUGCUCGCUUCACUGCGGGUUCUGAUCUCAGCUGAGCUGAGAGCGGCGUGGGCAGUGGCGUCAGUAGUGGGUGCCCCUUCGGCUGAGUCGCUGUCCAGCCCUUUCUGGACAGGCCUUUGCCCACACCUUGGAUUCCACGGUCAACUAAGACUGGCAGGUGCGCUGUCCUUUGCCCGACAGCCUAUUGAGCCAGGAAGGUCCAAACUGAUGUUCUUGGGGAGAGAGAUUCUGUCCCGUUUAAAGUGUGAGAAGUGUGAUCGCAGUUAAGCGUUCCUGCGGUGCUUCCUUCAGAGGCACUGUGCUGUCCUGGGGUGGUGAGAUGAUCACACGGGGACGCCAGCCCGUCCCAGCCUGGCUGUGCUGUCACUGAAGCCAGGGGGACCCCUCGGGCACUCGCUGACUUUGGUCAUGGUGUUUGUGUGUGACGUCGCCUCAGCUGCGCCCCCGUGAGCAUCCCCCACCGGGGCCCUGGCCUGGGAGGCGGGAUCCUGUUCUCCCCUCCUGUGGCUGGAGUAGCUGAGUGGCCUGGCAUUUCAGUUGUGCCCCCGGAUGGAGACGAGCGGCGGUGGGAGGGGAGCCGGCCAUGGACGGUCCCGUCUUGUCUGCGGAACGAGGCUGUUGGUGGGUUUGUGAGUGUUGGAGCUGGACUGUCAGGUGUUUUUGGAUUUAGCAGGAACAUUUCCAGAAGUAUCCGAUGUUCUCAAAUAAAAAUCUUUCCUUGUGACAGCC
Messenger RNA from Aethalodelphis obliquidens (Pacific white-sided dolphin), 3579 nucleotides. It is a transcript of the gene KAT14, whose product is annotated as lysine acetyltransferase 14. Lineage: Eukaryota; Metazoa; Chordata; Mammalia; Artiodactyla; Delphinidae. The transcript has 10 exons. The record is from RefSeq and is a predicted model, not a curated record. Gene Ontology annotation, molecular function: histone acetyltransferase activity. Bases 434 to 2779 code for a protein of 781 amino acids.